AUGCCCCUGUUUGUCGAAUCUCCCAUCCCCCCUCAACUCGAUCUCACCGGUCCUCCUUCACAAAUCUUUACUCCCACGAGAUCCUCCGCCUCGUCGGCCCUGUACCGUACCAUCUCGCGUAAAAGAUGUCGCCACUACGAGUCCGGGGCUCGUGCCUGGACUGAUCCCUCCACCGACCUUAUCAGUGCCACUCCGCUCAGUUCCCCGGACGGUUAUCACCCUUCCAUGUCCCAUCUGGGGACUGACGAUCUCCCCUCCGAGAGUGACUACUAUCGCCCAAAUCGCUACAAGGACUACCACCCACAUCCCUUUGACGGCAGUAUCGAGUCCUUAGCCGAGACCAGCGAGGUCCGUCGCAAACGCAGCCGUCGGGAUCAUCAUACCUUGCUGUCGGCCCCGCCCGCUGCAAACGAGAAGAUCGCUUUCCCCGAAGACUACGGCCACCACGAGGACUACAACCCGGGGCUUAUGUCCCCCGCCGCCCCGGUCCGCUGGACCCGUGCGGUGCUGGGCGUGGUGGGCAAAGUCUGGGGAUUCUGCUGGUCGGGCGCGUUUCGGGGAUUCUACGCCGGCGGAGGUCAAGGAUAUGCCAUGACGGUCGAGCAGGGUCCCUCGGAGAAACAGGAUACUGUGCUUCCCUCUGCAUCACCUAUGUAUCACGAAAGAGACGCGACGCCAGUCCCUGGGGGCUAUCCAGAUGAUGAAAUCCGGCAGAACUGGGUGAUGGUGCCCUCACGAGAUAACGCCGACAAUGCCGCAUCGUCGUCUCGCAAGCGCCGAGUCCAGCCUCCUCACCAUCGCCGAGCUGGCUCUGCACUCAUGCGUCGCCGACAGUCAGGAAACCGAACCCUCUUGUCGACUCCCUCGUCUUCAGGGCUACCCUCAGCGCACUUUUCCUCGCCCGCUAAGCCCCGCGAGACUCCCGUUUCAGUGGAGACGCAGCGAUACAUGGCCCAGCGCCGUCGGAUCGAGCGCGAAGAAGACGCUAGUAUCAGUCGCUUGAAUCGUCAGCUUCAAGCCAUGAUCAAAGAGGGUCAACAGGCCCUGGGAACCCGCGUGGAGGUUGACGACUACAUGGAAGAAUGA
This is a messenger RNA of Aspergillus affinis, 1086 nucleotides long. RefSeq lists its product as uncharacterized. The transcript has a single exon. Lineage: Eukaryota; Fungi; Ascomycota; Eurotiomycetes; Eurotiales; Aspergillaceae. The coding region runs from base 1 to 1086 and encodes 361 amino acids. The record is from RefSeq and is a predicted model, not a curated record.